AUGCUAUCUAAUAAUCUACAUUGGAAUCAACUAUCAUCGAUGGGAUUCGAUGAUUUAUUUUCAUUAUCCAAUGAUUUCAAUCCUCAAAGUGACUCCGAUGAAUAUUCGAUGUUAUUUGACGAUCUUAUGAAAAAAGAAAUAUUUUCGCCGCCAGAGACUGAUCCAUAUCAACUUCAAAAAGUAUUGCCUGACGACUCGGCACAGGAAUCUCAAGUACCAACUUUAGAAUGUGGUGUCUGUGGGGCUCCUGCAUUCGGUUACAAUUUCGACCAAAUCACUUGUGAAUCCUGCAAAGCAUUUUUUCGUCGCAACGCAUUUCGUGAUAUGUCUCAACUAAGAUGUCGAUUAUCUGGCUCCUGUGUAAUUAAUAUCGAGACACGUCGUCAAUGUACAUAUUGUCGACUGAAAAAAUGUUUUGAUAUUAAAAUGCGUAAGGAUUGGAUUCGAACUGACGAAGAAAAACGAAUACGACAAUUACAAAAAUUAGCAAAAGAACAAAAGAAAUCACAUCAUCCAUUCAACGGCCAACUUGAUACUCUCAGUCUUGCAACAGUUUCACGGAGGAAAAAACGGUUGAUGACGAAUUCGACAGGCCAAUACGUUUUUACGGAUUCAGUGAACACAAAUAGUUGA
Molecule: messenger RNA, 633 nt
Organism: Rotaria socialis
Lineage: Eukaryota; Metazoa; Rotifera; Eurotatoria; Philodinida; Philodinidae
Source: the annotation of a GenBank genome assembly